Molecule: messenger RNA, 4515 nt
Organism: Aplysia californica (California sea hare)
Lineage: Eukaryota; Metazoa; Mollusca; Gastropoda; Aplysiida; Aplysiidae
Product: inhibitor of Bruton tyrosine kinase
Exons: 28
Coding region: 232-4488 (1418 amino acids)
Molecular function (GO): protein binding
Source: RefSeq, a predicted model, not a curated record
GAGAUUCUAGACUCGACCAAGUUGGCCUAGACUAAUGUACCCCUAACUUGGCCUAAGCCUGAUUCUCUUAUCAAUUAUGGCUAUCUAAGUCAAAGUGGCUGGGGCCGUCUCAAGGCCCAUAGCCGCAGAUGCGUGAGAGUGAACUCAAGACUCAAAAUACUCGCCUCUGCCAUCGUUUAGACUGAUUUUGAUCUGUGUGUCAGCAUUGUCGGAUUAUAAGUGGAGGUCAUCAUGCCGUUCCUACUGUUAGAGAAAGAAUGUGGACCAAAGUGCCGCUCUCGGAAACACGUUCAAGAGAUCAACUCUGUGAUCAUCUAUGGGAACCUCACAGAGUUCAAGGCUGUCACUAGUCUUUGUCACAACUGGGCUCGUCACUCUGACUUGUAUGGUCGGACUGCCCUCCACAUGGCUGCUUCGUGUGGGAAGGUGGACAUCCUGGAGUGGUUGUUAGAGGAGAAGAAAGGAGAUUUGUCUACAAAAGACUUUGAGUCUGGAUACACAGCAGUACAUCGAGCUCUCUUUUAUGGUCAGCUGGCUUGUGCUCGGUUGCUAACACAGUUUGGCUGUGAUUUGCAAAUGAGGGACACAGAAGGAUUAAGUCCACUUGACCUUGCCACAGCUGACCGACCAGCUCAUAUCACAUUUUCUCUUAAAGAACCUAAUGAGGUCUACACUUGGGGUGAGAACAACAACAGUACCCUUGGACACCCAAGUCCUCAUAAGAGGCUCUCACCAGAGGCGGUGGACAUUUUCAAGAAAUCUGGUAUUUCUGUCAAACAGAUCCUGUUGUGCAAAUACCACAGCGUGUUCUUGUCACAGCCUGGUCAGGUGUACACGUGUGGACACGGGCAAGGAGGCCGACUAGGCCAUGAGGACCAGCACACCGUCUUAGUACCACGUCUCCUUGAAAGUUUAAAGGAGUACACUUGCUUGCAGAUUGCUGCUGCCACUGACCACACAGUGCUGAGAAUGGAAGGGGGAGCUGUGUUCAGCUUUGGACUGAACCCCCAUCAUCAACUUGGACAAACACCGUAUUUGGAGAGCAGUGCGGUGCCAAAACAGAUGAAUCUUAAACCUCUGAAGGGAAAGAGUGUUUCUGGUGUGUGUGUUGGCCGGUUCCACUCAGUUGUGUGGACUCCAGACAGUGUUUUUACAGUUGGGCUAAAUGCUGGUCAGCUCGGUCAUCAAAAAGGAGAAAAAUACCAAAGUCUACUUCGCCAAGUGUCUGGCCUGAGGCACACUGAUGUUGGCAUUGCCAGAGUGUCGUGUUCAGAUGCAGCGACAGUGUGUCUGACCACCAAGGGUGAUGUGUUUGUACUUCAUGAGUAUCAAUGCCGGAAAAUUGCCUCAAAAUGGCAGGAUAUAGAGCAGGUGUUGGCUGUUGGUGGAACUCUCGACCAUAAUGCUGGCCUGGAUGUCCUGUGGGAAAAGGGUGGACGAGACCUUCUGGUCAUGAUGAGGAAUCAAGGAGGUCAGCUGUUCCUGUGGCGCAGCACUAGCCCUAGCUUGAAGCGUUGCCAGUUUGCCCUCCGGCGGCAACUGGCAGUCUUUGAUGUGGCUUUGACCUCUUCGUGCAUGGUGCUUUGCACACAACGUGGCGAAGCUUACAUGGGCUACCUGUCCAACAAGAAGCUGAGCUCUGGCCUUGCCGGGAAGGAGCAGCUUAGCAAGGAGCACACAGUCAAAGAGUUUGGUGACGGUUGUGCUCAGACCCGCUUGUUGGAUUUGUUGUUAAAAGAUGAAGUGGAGGAGUUGCAGGUGCGGCGCCUGCCAGUUAUCCACCGAGCUGUUGCAGUGGCUGCUGACCGGAAAGGAGGCAAUUUUGCUGUGCUUCAGGCUCUUCCAAAUGGAUGUCUAUCGGAGCUACCGAGUGUUAUGGUGUCUGAGAUGAGCAAACAGCUGAGCCGGUUACACCUGGAAGCUUACCUGGGAGACUCUGUGCAUGAUGCUGUGCUGCAGCUGGGUGAACGUUCCUGGCCUGUCCACAAGUAUAUACUAGCGUCAAGGUCUGACUACAUGCGGAACCUAGUGAUGACCAGUGACUGUGGUGAGACCAGGGAAGGGGAAUGUCCAGUGCUGAGUGUUGGAGAGGAUUUGAGUGCUGAGCUGAUGGAGCAGCUGCUUUUAUAUAUCUACACAGAUACUUGCGACUACCUGCAGCUGGGUCACAUAAUCAAGCCUGCCAUUAAUGGUCACUUGGCAAGACUUGAAAGUCUGAACAAACCUCAGAAGAAAAAAGUGAAUAUGGAGGAGUCUUCUCUUGACAACUUUGUCCCAGCGAAAAGGAUGUCAGCAUUCUGUGUGCAGCAGAAGCGCAACAGCAAGGGCUUCAAGAAGGACAAGGGUCAAAAGUCCGAUGUUGAUGUCAAAGAGGGUGUAAUUACGACCCAGAGCCCCAUCAAGCUUCUUCAAGAUGCAGCUCGCAGGCUUGGUGUUAAAGGACUGGCUAAAAGGCUGGAUGCUGUCAUGUGCAGCAACAAUGUGAUUGUUUCACAAGGAAAGACUCUGGCCAGACCUCGGGUCAAGUUUGAUAGGACCAAGCUGCCGGAGCUGUAUGAUGUCACAAUCCGGACAGAGGAUGGUUAUGAACUGGGCUGCCACAAGUGUGUGCUGGUGGCCAGGCUGGACUACUUCUAUAGCAUGCUGGCCACCGGCUGGGCUGAGUCACAAGAUAGCAGUAUUCUGACGUUGCCUGUGUCUGCUGAUGUUCUGGAGGUGCUCAUUGAUUUUCUCUACACAGAUGAGGCCACAGAGCUCCGAGACUGUGUUAACGAGGAGCUCCUGGGUAAUGUGUUGGUUGUGUCUGAUCAGCUGCUGGCCUGGAGACUGAAGGAAAUGUGUGAGGUGGCUCUGGCAAAUAUCAUCAGCUUCAAGAACGUGGGUGAACUGCUGGAGUUCUCAUCCCUGUACAACGCUGAACAGCUGAAGGCAUCCUGUCAGCAAUUUGUGUGCCUCAAUCUGGCUGCUGUGAUGGAGGGAAGGUACUUGGACAUUCUAAGCCCUGAGACUGCUGAGGAGCUGACUGUUUGCUACAGAACAAUGAUCCCAAGCAUGUCAAAACGUCAGAUAACACGAGGUGAAGUGAGUAUCAGUGAGGAGUUUCUGUCCCAACUGGUCUCUGCCCACGAGAGUCUUAGUAGUGAUGACUCUUUCCAUCCCAUCGGAGAGCCUGGCUCUGGAAAAAAGGGAGGCAAGCAGCAGCAGAAGAAACGAAGUGGCCGCUCACGGCAGAAAAUUUCCAGUGAAGAAGGGGAGAAAAGCGCUGCUGCUGUUGCUAAUUCCACGGCUUCGGUAGCUCCUGUUGUGGGUACCCAGAGGAAUCUGUCUGUGAACUCCGAUUUCAGUGAUGACUUGACAGUUGUCAUAGAAGAGGUCAACCGGAGGAUUGAGGAAGAUGAGAAGAAGUUUCACGCCUCAUCUGCCAAGCUACGGGAAAAGUUGAAGUGGCGCCUAAUGCCUCUCUCUGGUACGUCAGCUCUGCUAGGGGGCAGUAGUGAAACGUUAUCAAGACCUCAGGUUCCCACCCAGCCUGAUGAAGUACCCAAAUGGAAUGCCAACUACAAAACUCUCUCGUGGCCUGUCCAGUCUCCACCAUUGCAGGAAAAUGCCACGAUGCAGCUUAAUGUGAGCACCCCAGACUCAGAGGAGAUGUUUGGGAGUCCUGUGUCUCAGUCUUGUCUGGCCAGCAGCCCUACAAGUCUGAGGGAUAUCAUGCAGAGAGAGACACAGCCAUCAGACAAGAGAAAGUCAAGCUUUUCUGGGCGUGUCUCGUGGAAGGAUGUUAAAAAACAGCAGAACCGCGAGUCAAGAGAAAGGCACUCUCAGCAGAAGUGUCAGCCUCAAGAUGAAUUGGAAAAACCCGCUCUGGGCCAGUUGCCCAAUGCCCCUUCGAACCCCUGGAAUUCAAUCAGUGGAGUGGUCAAGUCUUUCCGAGACCUGAUGCUUUUGGAAGAGGGCAAGGUAUCCAUCCACCCAAGCCUCUCCCCCACAGAGAGAGCUCCGCCCCCUGGAUCCAGGAAGACAUCAGCCGGGUCAGUCAGUCCCAGUGCUGGAGCUCUGGGAAAGUCACCUCCAAGAGGGUCCACAUGCUGGGGUCUUGCUGCCCAUUCUGGUGCGGUGAGAAGCAUCCCGUUCUCUAGUCCCCUGCAGCUGUGCAGCCCACCUCCAGCAAGUACUGAGAACCCCUGGACACUCCGGGCUGCUUCACAGCAAGCAUCCAGUCCUCCAGCAUCUUCUGCCCCCUUCAGCACACCACAGUUCUCUGCCAUUCUUCAGGACGAGAAGGAAAAGACGGAGACACUGGAACGUGCUGUACAGAAACCUCUGGGUCUCAUACAGAUAGAAGAAAAAGCCAUGUCAGAGCUGCUGCUACACUAUGAGGCUCAUAAGCGUGUUGACGAGUAUAUCUCAGUGGAGCGUGUCAGCCGGGCCAUGGCCACACCCUUGUGGCGGAGAGAACGCAGACCUUCUGGGACCCCAGUCUCCUGAAAUUAAAAACUUUAGUUGCCACAUUUA